Cyprinodon variegatus (sheepshead minnow) is the source of this 3315-nucleotide messenger RNA. RefSeq names its product epithelial splicing regulatory protein 1 (gene esrp1). Gene Ontology annotation, cellular component: ribonucleoprotein complex. Lineage: Eukaryota; Metazoa; Chordata; Actinopteri; Cyprinodontiformes; Cyprinodontidae. The record is from RefSeq and is a predicted model, not a curated record. The coding region runs from base 198 to 2441 and encodes 747 amino acids. Gene Ontology annotation, molecular function: RNA binding. The transcript is spliced from 16 exons.
GCGAUGGUGACAAGAGCAGGCCCUGAGAGGGAUCAAACUUUCUGGAUUUACUACGAUCAGCUUUUCGCUCAGGUGUCGCAAUAAAAUUGGUUGAUUCCUCCUCGGUGUUUCAGCCUUAUAUAUAUCUCCCCGUUCUGUCCAUCAGAUCAGUGUAGUAUCACCUUAGUUUUUCUUUAUUGAGGCUCGUGUUCGUUUAGAUGACGGCGCAGGUAGACUACCUGGUGGUGGUUUUCACCGCCACAUCUGGAGCGAGCGGAGAGCUGCUGGGUUCUGACGAGAAGGAUCUAGUCCAGGUGGUCUGGCAGCUGGUCAAUGUGAACAACAAAACGUUGGGCAGGGUGAAUGAGCUCCUCAUUAGGUCAGACCUCUCAGACUCCACAGAGGAAAAAACUGAGGAAGAUGUUGUGGUUGAGUGCAAGGAGGAGGACGAGACUGCCUCCGGAGCAGACCGUGUCUACACAGCAACCAGUCUUGACAGUGGUAUAAACAUGUUCAAUCUGCAGCUGACAAAUGAGGUGAACAGUGCGGGCGCAGGCACGUCGUUCUGUUUGUGUACAGACGGGCAGCUCCACAUCCGUCAAGUGAUUCACCCUGAGGCCGCCAGCAAGAACAUCCUGGUCCCAGACUUUUUCUACUCCUUCUUCGACUUACGGAAGGAGUUCAAGAACCACUUCCCCACCUCUGACCUCAAGGCUCUGAAUGCACUCGUCAUGGCAGAGUCUCUAAGCAUACCUGUCGACAUACCCACUGUGUGGGAUCCCACAGCCAAUCAGGAACCGCUGACGGUUCUCCCUGCGGAAGUAGCUGUCAAGCAGGUCCGGCUUAUGAGCAACAUCAUUCUCGCUUUGCUCUCUGAGCCAUACUGUCACAGAUUUUCUAACCCAGAGAGAGUUAGUGAGAGAUUUGAAAGUGGCACUUGCAGUAAAAUGGAGAAGGUGUGCGACAACACAGUGAUCAGAGCCAGAGGGUUGCCAUGGCAGUCUUCUGACCAGGACAUCGCUCGAUUCUUCAAAGGCCUCAACAUCGCCAAAGGAGGAGCUGCACUGUGUCUUAAUGCUCAGGGGAGGAGAAAUGGAGAAGCACUUGUACGUUUUGUCAGUGAAGAGCACAGAGACUUAGCCUUGCAGAGGCACAAACACCAUAUGGGCAACAGAUAUAUUGAGGUUUAUAAAGCAACAGGAGAAGACUUCCUGAAGAUAGCAGGAGGUACCUCUAAUGAGGUGGCAAUGUUUCUGUCCCGUGAGGACCAAAUCAUAGUAAGGAUGCGAGGGCUUCCCUUCAAUGCCACACAUGACGACGUGCUCAGAUUUUUUUCGCCAGAGGAUGAUUUGAAAGAGACUUGUCCCAUUAGUGGAGGGAAGGAAGGGAUCCUGUUUGUCCGCUACCCAGAUGGACGACCAACUGGAGAUGCUUUUGUGUUGUUUGCCUGUGAGGAACACGCUCAGUGCGCUCUGAGGAAACACAAGGAACUCCUGGGCAAGAGAUACAUUGAGUUGUUUAAAAGCACAGCAGCAGAGGUCCAACAGGUGUUGAACCGGUACUCCUCAGCCCCUCUGAUUCCUGUGGCACCACCCCCCCUGGUGUCGAUAAUGCCCUCAGUGCCUCUCCUGCCACCUCCCGGUAGUGUCAGGGACUGCCUCCGGCUGAGGGGCCUACCGUACACGGCGAGUAUCGAGGACAUUCUCACCUUUCUUGGGGAGUUUACACAAGAUGUCAGACAACAUGGCGUUCACAUGGUGCUAAACCAGCAGGGUCGCCCAUCAGGCGACUGCUUCAUCCAGAUGACUUCGGCUGAACGGGCACUCCAGGCAUCACAGCGGCUUCACAAGCAUGUCAUGUCCAGCCAACGUGGGGCCAACAGCCGCUAUGUGGAAGUGUUUCCCUGCAGUGCUGAAGAGAUGGGCCUGGUGCUGAUGGGAGGCUCGCUCUCACACACGCACACACACACACACAACCGGAGCAGGAGUGGGACAGGGCUCAGCCCGCCGCCAUGUAAGUCCAGACGUUUAUCUCCUCCAUCUUACUCCUUCACCCCGGUUCAACCAAUCCUUCCAACGGAUGCUGCUGCUGCAGCUGCUGCUGCUCUCUACCCUCCGAUCGGACAGGUUCUGCUGGCUCCUCGGCCCCUGCAUCCAGGACAUGCUUACUAUCCUGCAUCAGCUCAACUGUACAUGAACUACACAGCCUACUACCCCAGUCCCCCUGGCUCACCCAACACGCUUGGUUUCUUCCCGGCUCAUUCUUCCAUGUCCUCCCCUGGAGGGUUGAUGCGAAUGCCAGGCCUGCCCUACAAUGGCAGCGGAGUUAAAGACAUCAUCAGUGCUGUUCAAGGAUACCAGUAUGCUCCAGAGGAUGCUCUCAUCCACGCUCAAGGGGCCGUGCACACUCACGACCCGGCUAGGACGUUGCUUACACAGCCCAAAGAAUGGGUGUGUAUUUAAGGUGUCUGGGGCAGGUGGCAGGGUCCCAUGGAGUCUGUUUCUCUGCUAACCAACAGUCUCAUGGGUCAGACCAGCGCAGGAGAAACUUCUCUGAUGUCCCUUCCCCUCAUCACAAAGCCCGGAGGCCAGUUCCUGGAUCUGACCCUGCAGUAGCGUCGCACAAAAACAAGUAAUGCGUAUGUGACAAAUACUUGUUAGUUUGUGUUUCUUUUAUAAAUUGUCUUUUAGAAAUCUUAUUUAUAUUGUUAGUUUCAAAAAUUAAUGUAUUUUAUACCAAAUUUACUGCUGUCUUAGCGAAAAAAAUAGAUUUUUUUUUUAUAUUGCACAUUAUCUGUAUGUUAAAAAGCUUUAUAGAGAUUUUUUAACCUGUUAAGUUACUGUAAUCAUCAUACUUGCCAGCCAAACUAGAAAAGUAUAAUCUAGUAGCAACUGAGCUCAGACUUUUCUUCAAGUUUUUUUUUUUUUUCUGUGAAGAGUGAAAGGAACUGUGUGAAAGAGAUGUGAAUGUGAAUAUAAUGCAUGGUUAUUGCAAAUGUUUAUAUGCCUAUUGAGACAAGUACGCAGUGAUUGUACUGGAAGCUGUAGUGCAUGAAGAAAUUCUGUAGUAAAACUUAAGAUGUUUACAUGAUGCUAAAUACCAAUGCACUGCUAAGGAGUGAAAAUGUAAAGAGAAAUAAAAAAGCAGUAUGUUCUGAUGGCAAUGUUUGUCACAGCUGGUUCUGAUCUAGAAAAUAACAAAGGCACAAGAUUAACAGAUGACAUUGGUGGAAUUUUCAUAUGAUUGAAGUGAAACUUGUGAAACCAUAUCAUUGUAUUCUCUUCAAUAAAUGCAAGACAUGUGCAGGUACAUCUCAAUAAAUUAGAAUAUUAUUUA